AUGGCGAACAAGGGACAGAUGCUGACGUACGAAGGUUGCAAUUUUUUUAGACAGAGAGUUUUGUUGGCUACGUUGAGUGGCCGCUCUUUGAAGGUUCACAAAAUCCGUCAGUUUGAUGAUAAAGUUGGAGUUUCACCUUUCGAGGUCGACUUAAUGAAACUAGUUGAAAAACUCAGUAAAGGUGCAACCAUCAUGUUCAGCGAAGAUACCACCAGCCUGACGUAUCAUCCUGGCUUACUUGACGGAGGGAGGGUCCAACACGACUGCCACACUAGCCGGGGAAUUGGUUACUAUUUAGAAUUAGUGAUCUACCUGGCACCUUUCAUGAAAAAACCUCUCGACAUCACACUUACUGGUGUAACUAAUAACCAACAAGACAUCUCAGUCGAUUCAAUACAGUUCGCUACGCUACCCGUCCUGAAAUUGUUUCUCGGCUCUGACGAGGGCCUCAGUUUAAAAAUCAACAAACGGGGUUGCUUACCAGAAGCUGGGGGUGAAAUUAACUUCACAUGCCCGACCAAGCCCAAACUUCGAUCACUCCAGUUGAAUCUGAAUCCUUCAAGCCUAUUGGUCAAGAGAAUAAGGGGUGUGGCUUGGACUUGUCGGGUGUCGCCAGCUGAUUGUAAGAGGAUGACCGAUGGAGCUAAGGAAGUUCUUAGUGGCUGCAUGCUGUCAGAUGUUUUCAUAACCUCGGAUCACAGGAAGGGACCAUCGGCUGGGAAGUCUCCAGGAUUUGGUAUAACUUUAGUUGCAGAAACCAAGACAGGAGUGUGUUAUUGCAGUGAAGCAAUGUCCAAUGCCAAAGGAUCAUCAUCAGGACCAAGCCUUCCAGAAGAUAUUGGCAAAGAAGCUGCAAUCAAGUUACUUCUAGAAAUUUCGAAGGGUGGUUGUGUUGAUUCGAACAACCAGUGCCUAGCAAGCACCUUGAUGGUUCUCAACGAUAAAGAUGUUUCUAAACUUCUCGUCGGCCCAUUAACAGAUUAUACGAUCCACCACCUACGUCACUUACGUGAUUUCUUUGGCGUGACCUUCAAGAUUGACCCCAGAGAGGUCAAGGACGUAGGUCGGGGCGAGGACAAAUUACUCCUGACCUGCGUGGGCGUAGGUUACAAAAAUUUAAGCAGACCAAUUUUGUGAUCAACUUAUUAUUAUUAUUUAUUAUUAUUAUUAUUAUUCAUUAUUAUUAUUAUUAAGAAUGCUUGUUGGACAAAUAUGGUUUUUCUUUGUUUUUCAAAUAAAUUCCUAAAAAAAAAAAA
Messenger RNA from Helobdella robusta, 1256 nucleotides. RefSeq lists its product as hypothetical. Gene Ontology annotation, biological process: ribosome biogenesis; endonucleolytic cleavage of tricistronic rRNA transcript (SSU-rRNA, 5.8S rRNA, LSU-rRNA). Gene Ontology annotation, molecular function: RNA endonuclease activity. Bases 1 to 1137 code for a protein of 378 amino acids. NCBI's taxonomy places the organism in Eukaryota, Metazoa, Annelida, Clitellata, Rhynchobdellida, Glossiphoniidae. The record is from RefSeq and is a predicted model, not a curated record. The transcript is spliced from 10 exons. Gene Ontology annotation, cellular component: nucleolus.